Messenger RNA from Aureobasidium subglaciale EXF-2481, 1665 nucleotides. RefSeq lists its product as uncharacterized. The coding region runs from base 1 to 1665 and encodes 554 amino acids. Gene Ontology annotation, cellular component: membrane. The record is from RefSeq and is a predicted model, not a curated record. Gene Ontology annotation, molecular function: amino acid transmembrane transporter activity. The transcript is spliced from 2 exons. NCBI's taxonomy places the organism in Eukaryota, Fungi, Ascomycota, Dothideomycetes, Dothideales, Saccotheciaceae. Gene Ontology annotation, biological process: amino acid transmembrane transport.
AUGACUUUCGAGCACGGGGCAGAUGUUGCUGGACCUUCAAAUGGAGAUGACAAGUCGAUCUACAAGUCCAACUCAGAGGAGGUCUUUGUUUCUGGAUCUGGAGAUCAUGAUGCUGUAUAUGGUGUUGGUGGUGUCGGCAAAACUCACCGAAGACUGAAAGCACGACACGUCACAUUCAUCGGUUUCGGUGGUGGUAUUGGAACGGGUCUUUUCGUCGGAACUGGAAGUGCUCUUGCAAGUGCUGGUCCUCUUGGUCUUUUGCUCGCCUAUUCCGUCGUCGGUCUGAUCUUGUGGUGUGUCAUGGAGUCAGUUGGUGAAAUCGCUACUCUGUUCCCCACUGCUGGAUCUUUCCCUCAUUUUGCUACCCGUUUUGUUGACCCUGCUCUUGGAUUUACUCUUGCUAUCUCAUAUGGAUACUGCUACACUAUCGCCAUUGCUUCCGAAGUCUCUGCUGCCGCUGUCGUGGUCUCUUACUGGACGGACAUAACCCCUGCUGUAGUCAUCACAGUCGGUCUCGUUGCCAUUCUUGCAAUUAAUUUGAUGAACGUUCGCUUCUUUGGUGAAGCUGAAGUUAUCACCGCAUCCAUCAAGAUCCUUUGCUUCUUGGGUCUGGUCAUCGUUUCCAUCGUCAUCACUUCGGGUGGUGCUCCCGAUGGAAAGUCCAUCGGGUUCCGCUACUGGCAUGCACCCACUGGCCCCUUCACAAAUUACAACGGUAUCACCGGCAGCAAAGGCAACUUCCUAGCAUUCUUUUCUGCUUUCAUCAACGCGAGUUUCUCCUACAUCGGUGUAGAAACUGUUAUUGUCGCCGCAGCCGAAACAAUGAACCCCCACAAGGCUAUUCCUAAGGCUGUCCACCGCGUCACCUACCGUAUCCUGUUCUUCUAUGUCUUGGGUACGCUCCUCAUCGGAAUGAUUGUACCUUCCAACGAUCCUAACCUCGUUUCUGGUACUGGUAACGCCAACUCUUCUCCUUGGGUUAUUGCUAUCAAGAACUCCGGGAUCUCAGUUCUACCAUCGAUCGUCAACGCUUGUAUCUUGGUCUCUGCCUGGUCAGCUGGAAACAGCUACUGCUACAUCGGUUCUCGUAUGCUUGUCGCACUCGCCGCAGACCGUCAAAUGCCCCAGUUCUUCGCCAAGGUCAACCGUCAAGGUGUUCCUUACUGGUCUGUUCUCGCAUCUUUCGCCUUUGGUCCUCUUGCCUACCUCUCUCUCGGCUCUGGUGGUGCUUCUCAAGCUUUCACCUGGUUGCUCAACCUCAGCACUGUCGCUGGUCUACUCGCAUGGAUGACCCUCUGUAUCUGCUACAUCCGCUACCAUCACGCCUGUGUUGCUCAAGGCAUCGACCGCAACACCCUCCCCAUGAAGGGUCGCCUCCAACCUCUUGCCGCCUACGUCGGCGCAAUCGGCAGUGGCAUCAUCACCCUUUUCUCUGGUUUCAGCGUCUUCCUCAAGGGCAACUGGAGCACCGGAUCCUUCAUCGCUUCUUACAUCGGUAUCGCAAUCUACAUCAUCCCAUACAUUGUCUGGAAAAUUGUAAAGCGCACACGUAUCGCAAGAGCAUCAGAGAUUGAUCUGGUCUCUGGCCGCUUUGACCCACGCGGCGCAGUCAAUGAGAAGGAGCCAGUGACGAAAUGGGAAAAGUUUAUUGAUUGGUUGCUUUAA